CCACCCUUGCAGCUUUCUAUUCUACAGUUUCUGGAACAUCCUGUGCUGCUGCUUGCAGAUCCAAUGCCGCUUCAUGAACAACUCAACCUACUCUCCCUGGUAGAAGAUAUUCGCCAGGCAGCAGUAAAGGAUAGCAGUAGCGGUCGCUCGUCACAGUCGCAUUUCCAUCUUCUGCGCCUCAUCGACCAAUUGAGGCUUGCUGUCGAGACACCGACAGACACUGUUCUCCGCCUGAUCUACCAGCCACCCCAAAAUGCUGCCCUGCGCACAUUAAUCGACCUCGGAGUCUUUGAUCUCCUGGUGAGCCACAGUCCGCGCGGACUCUCAGCAUCGGAGCUAUCCGCGUACACAGGCGCCGAGCGAGAUCUGACUACCCGCCUCAUGCGCGUCGUCACAGCCCUCGGACUAUGCGAGAGCCAAGAACCCGAAAUCUACUGCCCAAACCACCGGACAGCGGCCCUAACGCUGCCAAUUGGCAGAGACGGGAUACGAUGCAUAUACGAUCUGACGAUGCCCACGCUCGCGCGAUUGCCGGAGUAUUUCCGCGCACACAACUAUGCUAUCCCGAAAGAAUACGCCGGCUCUCCGAUGCGCUGGGCCACGGGGCAGAGCCAGUUCGAGUGGCUUGCUCAGCGUCGCCACCAGCAGGUCCUCUUCAACUCGUACAUGAGUAGUCGGCGGCAGGGCAGGCCAAGCUGGUUUGAUGUGUACCCUGUAGAGAGGCUGGCUGCUGCCUCUUUGGACGAGGAAGACGUCUUGGUGGUUGAUGUCGGGGGAAACCAGGGACAUGACUUGGUUCGAUUCCGUGAGAAGCACCCGGAUAUUCCAGGCAGGCUUGUUUUGCAGGAUUUGCCAGCUGUUGUUGCGGGUCUUGAAUGCGAGGGGGUCGAGGCGAUGGGAUAUAGCUUUUUGGAUCCGCAGCCGGUAAAGGGAGCCCGAACAUACUACUUCCGGGCCAUCUUCCACGACUGGCCGGACGAGGUGUGUCUCAAGAUCCUCCGCAACACAAUCUCUGCCAUGGACCCGGCCAAAUCCCGGAUCCUGAUUGUGGACUUUGUCCUCCCUGAUACGGAGACGCCGCUACUGCAAGCCUCGCUUGAUAUCCAGAUGAUGAGUAUCGGGGCUGGUGUUGAGCGGUCUAAGCGACAGUGGACAGAGCUGCUGCGAGCCGCUGGGCUUGGAAUUUGGGGGAUCUGGAGCGCAGGGCCUGGGAUGGAGUCGGUCAUUGAAGCUGGCCUGGGAAAGUCAGAUCAGAUGUGACUUUCUGAUCCUUGGUUUGGGGAAGGGUUGGGCGGUUGAUUUGUGGCGGCUGAUAUGUCAUAUUUGAGAUUUGAGUGUUGAGAAUGAGAUACUCCUUGCUUUGGCGAUAACGGUUGGGGAGUUGAUAUGGUCGAUGGCUUGAAAUAAGAAUAUGACAUGGUAUAAAUAUUACU
Aspergillus versicolor CBS 583.65 is the source of this 1433-nucleotide messenger RNA. RefSeq lists its product as uncharacterized. The record is from RefSeq and is a predicted model, not a curated record. NCBI's taxonomy places the organism in Eukaryota, Fungi, Ascomycota, Eurotiomycetes, Eurotiales, Aspergillaceae. Bases 64 to 1260 code for a protein of 398 amino acids. The transcript has 5 exons. Gene Ontology annotation, molecular function: O-methyltransferase activity.